Messenger RNA from Racocetra fulgida, 225 nucleotides. The record is from the annotation of a GenBank genome assembly. Lineage: Eukaryota; Fungi; Glomeromycota; Glomeromycetes; Diversisporales; Gigasporaceae.
UAUCACAUAAAAAAUUAGCCGAAAAUAUUGCGUUAGAAAAAGUUCAAGAAAAAUCUGUUGAAAUUAAAAACUUUAUAAACGUGCUGUGUAGUACAAACAGGUUUAAAGAAAAAGAAGUUUUACGUUAUUCAAAUUUUACUUCUGAGGAGGUCAAUAAUUUAAAAGCAAAAAUAGCAAAAUUAGAAGAAAAAGUUAUUGGAGAAACAGAAUUACAGUGUGAUGUUU